This is a messenger RNA of Ogataea parapolymorpha DL-1, 414 nucleotides long. RefSeq lists its product as uncharacterized. The record is from RefSeq and is a predicted model, not a curated record. Lineage: Eukaryota; Fungi; Ascomycota; Pichiomycetes; Pichiales; Pichiaceae. The transcript has a single exon. Gene Ontology annotation, cellular component: endosome; Vps55/Vps68 complex. Gene Ontology annotation, biological process: late endosome to vacuole transport via multivesicular body sorting pathway. The coding region runs from base 1 to 414 and encodes 137 amino acids.
AUGUUUAAACUGAACCCCUUGAGCAAGUUGAUAUUUCUAAGCAUUCUCAUAGCAAUAGGGUUUCUCAAUAUUGUGCUCAGCUGCGCAUUGUAUGAUAAUUGGCUUCCCCUUAUCGAUGUUGCCAUUUUCCUUGUCGCUCCGCUGCCCAACGCUUUAGCACAGUCCCUGUCAAGCGCAUACGAGGCUGAUUUCCUAUCGGAUUCCCACGAGGAGAUGCCAAUCAAGGAGUUCUUCAAAUUCAUGACGGGAUUUCUUGUCAUCAGCGGUAUCAUUUUCCCCAUUAUCCUCUUCCAUUGCCAUCUGAUCACGCACUGGAGUCUAAUUUUAAGUGUCGCGGGAGGUUUCAUCAUAUAUCUCAGCAUCGUGCUCUUUAUUGUGGGUUUCAAAGAGGAGCCAGAUGAGUAUGAUUUCUGA